Messenger RNA from Linum trigynum, 1774 nucleotides. The record is from the annotation of a GenBank genome assembly. NCBI's taxonomy places the organism in Eukaryota, Viridiplantae, Streptophyta, Magnoliopsida, Malpighiales, Linaceae.
AGCUCAUUCGGGUUUAGAGACGAAAAAAAUGGGCUUUCUGGGUUCAUCUCCUUCUUCUUCUUCUUCUUCAUCACUACCUCUCUGUUUUCUACUUGCUCUGUUUUUGGCCCUUAGCGCGGCGGUACUCUGCAAUGGCGGCCACACCAGCAGUUUCGUCAGGAAAGAGCAAAAGUCCGUCGACAUGCCCUUCGACAGCGACGUUUUCCGGCCGCCCUCCGGCCACAACGCUCCCCAGCAGGUGCACAUAACGCAAGGGGAUCAUGAAGGGAAGGCAAUGAUAAUCUCGUGGGUAACCAUGGAUGAACCUGGUUCGAGCGAAGUUGUUUACUGGAAGGAAAACGGAAGCUCCCAGAAGAAGACUGCGAAAGGGAAAUACACGACUUACAAGUACUACAACUACACAUCUGGGUACAUUCACCAUUGCAACAUCCGCAAGUUGGAGUAUAACACCAAAUAUUACUAUGAAGUUGGAAUUGGCCACAACGUGAGAAGAUUCUCCUUCACAACACCUCCUCCAGUCGGCCCUGAUGUUCCUUACACAUUUGGCAUGAUUGGUGAUCUUGGCCAGACUUUUGAUUCCAAUGCCACACUCACUCACUAUGAAAACAAUCCAAGGAAACCACAGACGUUGCUGUUCAUCGGGGACCUUUCUUAUGCCGAUAACUACCCGAAUCACGACAACACGAGAUGGGAUUCGUGGGCAAGGUUCGUCGAGAGAAGCGUUGCUUAUCAGCCUUGGAUCUGGACUCCUGGAAACCACGAGCUCGACUUCGCCCCAGAAAUUGGUGAAAACAAGCCUUUUAAGCCGUUCACCCACAGGUACCAUGUCCCAUUCAAAGCAUCAGGCAGUACUUCUCCACUUUGGUACUCCAUCAAGAGAGCUUCAGCUUACAUUAUCGUCUUGUCUUCAUAUUCCGCAUACGGUAAAUACACACCUCAGUAUCAAUGGCUGGAGGCUGAGCUGCCGAAGGUGAACAGAACCGAGACUCCGUGGUUGAUAGUGAUGGUGCAUUCCCCAUGGUACAACAGCUACAACUACCAUUACAUGGAAGGAGAGACCAUGAGGGUCAUGUACGAGUCGUGGCUCGUCGAUGCCAAGGUCGACCUUGUCCUCUCCGGUCACGUUCAUGCCUACGAACGAUCAGAACGUAUCUCCAACGUAGCUUACAACAUUGUGAACGGGAAAUGUGGUCCGGUGAAGAAUCAGGAUGCUCCGGUUUAUGUCACCAUUGGAGAUGGAGGCAACAUUGAAGGCUUGGCUAACAACAUGACUAAUCCGCAGCCAGAGUACUCUGCAUUCCGGGAGGCGAGCUUUGGACACGCCAUUUUAGAUAUCAAGAACAGGACGCAUGCUCACUAUAGCUGGCACAGGAACCAGGAUGGCUAUGCGACGGAAGCUGAUUCGAUGUGGUUCUAUAACAGAGUUUGGAACCCUGUUGAUGAUUCUACAAGCAGCCAGUCUUAGAUUUGAUUUUAGGCUGGAUUUCCUUUAUCAAAUUUGUUUGGAUUUUAUCAUCUUGUUUGAAUAAGCAUUUGUUCUUAGAGGGUGAUCAAUAAUUUUUAGAGUUGCAGGCUUUUGUUUUUCUGAUCUGUUACUUUGGUAGUUAUUGUUGGGGGAAAGUGUAUUACAGGGGAACUCUGUUCCUUAAUGUCUUGCAUGCCAAGUAUGUGAGAAUCCGUGGUGCGUUCUUCAGUUUAUCUCUUUAACUAUUCGGAUUAUUGUAUAUCUUAUGACGAAGUUAAAUAAGCUUUAUAAUAAAUAAAUAAAUAAAUA